This is a messenger RNA of Funneliformis mosseae, 206 nucleotides long. The record is from the annotation of a GenBank genome assembly. Lineage: Eukaryota; Fungi; Glomeromycota; Glomeromycetes; Glomerales; Glomeraceae.
UUCGUGCUUUUAGUGAAGACUUGAAGUGGAGAAUUGUUUUUCUUUAUCAUGAUGGUCAUAAUCAAGAAAAAAUUGCCAAAUUAUUACAUAUUUGUAAAGGUACUUUUAAGAAAGUUUUACAAAUAUAUGUGCGAUGGAAAACAGUUGUAGAUCCUUGGCAAAGACCAUUAAGACGUCAUAAAACACUAACUUGGAGUGAUAUGAAG